UAAAGUUACUAUAAAUAGUUAAAGUUACCCUCAAACUAACCGUCUUACAAAUUAGAUUUAUGGUAAUUUGAUUUUGGGUAUGUUUAGGAAAGUUAUUAUAUUAGAUAGAUUUAUUAUUUGUGGUAAUUUGAUUUUGGGUAGGUUAGGAAUGUUAUUAUAUUAGAUAGAUUUAUUAUUUAUGGUAAUUUGAUUUUGGGUAGGUUUAGGAAAGUUAUUAUAUUAGAUUGAUUUAUUAUUUAUGGUAAUUUGAUUUUGGGUAGGUUUAGGAAAGUGAUAAGUGGUAGAAUUCUAUUCCCUCCGUUUCGUAAUGUUAGUCCCAUAUACUAUUUUGGGCGUUUCAAAAUGAUCUACCCAUAUUGAAUCUAUUCCUUAUUUAUUUUAUUUUAUUUUCCUAAUUUGCCCUUAUUAUUCCAUUAAAAUUACCUAAUUUAUCCUAGGAUUCUAUUUAGAUUGUUUAUUAUUAAUUCAACUUCACUAAAUAAAUUCUUUCUCAAUAUACUUUGAUUUUUACGUCCCUAUAUGAUCCAGAAAGUUCCUCUCUUCUCUUUCUUCAACCUUUCACCAUGUCUUACGAGUAAUUUUUUUUUUUUUAAUAAACCCUAGCUUUCUCUCUGAAAUUACAGUUUUUUUUUUACGAUUUCGACUUCAAAUCUUCCUCUUUGCUCCUUCAGUGUUCGAAUUGGCCGAAUUAUUCCGUACUUUGUUCAAUCCGUGUUCGAAAUCUGCGAAGAAAUCUGCAAAAUUACCAUGUCUUAUUAUGCGAUUUACAUAUUAGGUUUGGGUUAUGUUUAGUAGUCUAUAAAUAUGGGUCAAUAUCAUCGAUAAAACUCAAACAAAGAAAGCUUUUGACUGGUGAUAUUUUAUUGAAUCGACAAGAGCAAGAUGAUUUCAACCUCAGGAAAAAAAAGUAAAACAAGUGUUGAUUGGGCAAACCUACCUUCAGAAUUGCUGGUAGAAAUCAUUGAAAAUUACUUGGUAUCAGUAGAAGACUAUGAGGCAGUGUCUGGUGUGUGUCGUAGUUGGCGUAAAGCCGCCAUAGUUGGUUGUGAUAGGGAGAGAUUGAGACACAAUUGGCGUUGUCGUCAAAUGCCAUGGCUUUUUCUAACGGAUGGCAAUGAAGAGAUCUUGAACAAGGAUGGCCCCUACGCAAGGUUAACUAACCUUGAAAAACGAAAAAGAAAGAGUAAAAGAAGAAGAAGAAGAAGCGUGUUGAAUUUAUCAAGGUUUGACAAGAAGUACAAUGUUAAAUUCCCUCAAGGAUACGGAAGGAGUUGUUGGGGUUCAAGUCAUGGUUGGAUAUUAAGUCACGAUGAUACUCGCAACAUGUUUUUGUUCAACCCUCUUACCAACACCCGAGUUAAUCUUCCUUGUGAAACCACAUUGCCUAUGCGAAGAUACUUUGACAAUUAUUUCAUAAACAGAGCAGCCAUUUUCAAUGAUAACACCGUGGAGGGGGCUUUACUUGUGGUUCUCAUUUAUAAUCGUUCCAAAACUAUCGCCUUUGCCAAGCCAGGGGAUACUGAAUGGACCGAGGUUAAGAUUUAUAAAGUCCCUACAAUAGUAGAUGUUAUCGUGUUGUUGAUGGACAAGGUAGACUUUUGUUUGUAAAUGUCUAUGGUGAUCUUGCAGAAUAUCACCUUGAUCAACAACAACCCAAGGUAACUUGGUAUCACUCUAAACUCGAGUUCCUACAACAAUUUUGGACUAAUGUUCGUGAUCAAUAUAUAUACAAUAUAUAUCUUGUUAAUUCUGGUCAGGAUCUUCUCAUGGUUUUGAGGUUUCUUGAGUUGGAAGUACUAGUACCCGAAUUUGAUUAUGACUCUGAUCAAGACAAUAGUAUUGGUAAUUAUAAUACGGUGUUACUUAGGGUCUUCAAAUUUCACUUUAGUGCCAACCGAUGGGAGGAGUUGGAAGAUUUGGAAGAUGUUUCACUUUUUGUAGGAAACAACACAACUAUGUCGGUUUCUAUAGCUCAUUCAGAUUGUCAACCCAAUUGCAUAUACUUCACCGAUGAUAACAUAAGUUUUUAUACAUGGACGCCAGAUAAACUUGGAGGACAUGAUAUGGGUAUCUUUCAAAUCAAGGACAAAGUCUUUAAACCUUUUGAUGUCCAAAUUAAUAAUGGUCUUACACGCUCUUCCUAUUGUUGUCCGUUAUGGUUUAGUCCUGCACUUUAAUAUGAAACAGAGGUAGUAUUUAUCUCUAUAAUUUUUGUAAAAUCUAAUAACUGAUUUAGCAAAGAAUUUUCAAGGGCCAAGUUUCAGUUCUUGUUCGACUACUGUUUUUAUAAAACCUUUCAUGUACUCAAUUCAUGUGAAAUCUAAUUAAGUUGCAAGUCUUCAACUUUUUUUAUUGUGA
Chenopodium quinoa (quinoa) is the source of this 2358-nucleotide messenger RNA. RefSeq lists its product as uncharacterized. The record is from RefSeq and is a predicted model, not a curated record. Lineage: Eukaryota; Viridiplantae; Streptophyta; Magnoliopsida; Caryophyllales; Amaranthaceae. The transcript is spliced from 3 exons. Bases 883 to 1608 code for a protein of 241 amino acids. Gene Ontology annotation, molecular function: protein binding.